Molecule: messenger RNA, 1098 nt
Organism: Daldinia childiae
Lineage: Eukaryota; Fungi; Ascomycota; Sordariomycetes; Xylariales; Hypoxylaceae
Product: Salicylate hydroxylase
Exons: 2
Coding region: 1-1098 (365 amino acids)
Biological process (GO): secondary metabolite biosynthetic process
Molecular function (GO): FAD binding
Source: RefSeq, a predicted model, not a curated record
AUGGAAACCCAAACUCCCAAACUUCGGGUAGCUGUGAUCGGUGCUGGCAUCGCGGGAUGCUGUUUAACUGUCGGGCUCUCCCGCAACCCGUUACUCGAUGUACAUCUCUAUGAGUCAUAUUCGGAUAUUUGCGUUCGCGGCGCAGGUGUCGCCUUCCACGGAAAUGCCAUCAAAGCAAUGGACUCAAUCUCACCAGAGAUCAAGAAAGCAUACUUCAAAAAGUCCCAUUUCAUGGCCAAUGAAGAAAAUAUGGAGAUGGCAACUCAGAUCAUCAUUGGAAGCGGGCAAAACGCCGAAACUGUCGUGGCAGAACUGGGCAGAGCAAAAGGAAGAAGGACUAUUCACAGGGCACACUUUGUCCAGGGCCUUCUAGAGGACGUCAUCCCUAAACACCGCGUUCAUUUUGGAAAACAUGCGGUGAGCAUAGAAGAGAAGGGAGACGUAGACAACAAUACGUCUAAGGUUGUUGUCACCUUUGCAGAUUCCACGAUUGAGGAGUUCGACGCAGUUUUUGGCGCCGACGGUGUUAAGAGUACUACUAGAAAAUUCAUCUUGGGCCCUGAUGAUCCGACGGCGGAAGCAGUUAAUCACGAUGACUGGCAUUGCUUCAACGUUAUCGUCCGGAUGGCAGAAGCAAAGAAGGUGCUUCCCAAGGAGUCGAUCGAGAAAGUCCGAAUGUUUUGCACGCCUAUUGGGUAUGUCAAUGGCCUUCCUUUGGAUCUAGGAAAUACAUACAGCAUCUCCUGCUACCAAAGGGAUAGCAAACGACGUAACGGCGAGAGAGCUAGUUUUAAUCCCGACGAAUGGAAGAAUUUCUGCCCUGAAGUUACCUCGCUAGUAUCGUUUCUCGAACAAUAUGCAAAUGAUCAUUGGGAAAUAUUAGACCAUGAUCACGCACCUACCUAUUACCGGGGCCACGUUGCUAUUGUCGGCGAUGCGGCACAUGCCACGGCUCCUCACGCUGGCAACGGUGCAGCCCAAGCGAUCGAGGAUGCGGCGGUACUCGCCGGAGUCUUCGCCGAAGUCAAGUCGAAAGAUAAUAUUAAUAUAGCUUUGAGAAGCUUCGACGCGUUCGUAGACCAAGAAGCCAGCAGGUAG